Molecule: messenger RNA, 2712 nt
Organism: Entrophospora candida
Lineage: Eukaryota; Fungi; Glomeromycota; Glomeromycetes; Entrophosporales; Entrophosporaceae
Source: the annotation of a GenBank genome assembly
AUGGAAGCUAGUGGUAUAUCAUUAUAUUUUAAUGUUUUGCGCGAAACUAAAGAAGGGGAAGAACUUUUAAAAAAACCUGAUGAAUAUUUAAUAAACCUUAUUGAUGCACCUGGACAUGUUGAUUUUUCAAGUGAAGUUUCUACGGCAUCAAGACUUUGCGAUGGUGCAUUAAUUCUUGUUGAUGUUGUUGAAGGUGUUUGUACACAGACACACACAGUACUCCGUCAAGUUUGGGUAGAAAAUGUUCGUUCAGUUUUAGUUUUGAAUAAAAUAGAUCGACUUAUUACUGAAUUGAAAUUAACACCAAUGGAGGCUUAUACCCAUCUAAAUAAAAUUCUCGAGCAAGUUAAUGCAAUAAUGGGCACACUCUUUGCUGGAGAUAUCAUGGAGAAAGAGACUAGAAGACAUGAAGCCGAAAAGGAAAAAUUAUCUCAACAAGAAAAAGAAAGUUCUCACAUAGAAUCAAACUCUACCGAAUUGACAUUUGAGGAUCGCGACGACUCGAGCAUUUAUUUUUCGCCAGAUUCAGGAAAUUAUAAAAACCAUUUGUUUACAGUAAUAUCGGAAUUGGAUGUUAGAAUCGAACAAUUCGCUCAAAUUUACGCUGAAAAGCUAGGUAUAAAGGAAAAUACACUUCAUAAAGUUCUUUGGGGUGAUUAUUAUCUUGACCCGAAAACAAAACGGCUCUUGCAACACAAACAUUUGAAAGGACGACAACUGGACCCUAUAUUUGUUCAACUUGUUUUGAAAAAUAUUUGGUCAAUAUACGAUUCCGUAAUUGUUAACAACAACCAUGAAAAAAUAGGCAAAAUAGUCAAAUCUCUCAAUUUAAAAGUUUUACCGAGAGAUAUGCGGUCAAAAGAUACACGUAUCUUAUUAACUUCUAUUUUUAAUCAAUGGCUUCCAUUAUCAAAAGCUCACCUUCCUUCACCAAUUGCUGCUCAAAAAGUACGCUUACCAAAAAUUUUAUAUCCAAAUACAAGUAUAUCAGCCCCACCUAAAAAUGAGAUUGAACAUUCAUUGUAUAAAUGUGAUUCUAAUGAUUCUGCACCUGCAAUUGCAUUUGAAGAGGUUAUUCAGUCAAAAGAGGUUUUUGUUGGUUUUGCUCGUCUUUAUUCCGGUACUAUUCGUGUUGGGCAAAAACUUUUUGUAUUGGGACCAAAAUACGAUCCUGCAUUUCCAAACAGAUAUUGCUCUGAAGUAAUUAUUAAAAAUCUUUACUUGAUCAUGGGAAGAGAACUUGAAUCUCUCAAAGAAGUUCCUGCUGGUAAUGUGUUUGGAGUUGGAAAUCUUGAAGGACAUAUACUUAAGAAUGGCACAUUGAGUAGCACUAAAGAAUGUCAAAGUCUUGCCAGAGUCACAUUAGAGUCUGCACCCAUUGUAAGAGUUGCUCUUGAACCAGCAGAUCCAUCGGAUCCCACUGUCCAAGUUUUAGUUCAAGAAACAGGUGAACAUGUGAUCCUAACAGCAGGUGAAGUACACCUUGAGCGUUGUUUAAGAGAUCUAAAAGAAAGAUUUGCAAAGAUUGAAAUACAUGUUUCUCCUCCUAUUGUUCCUUUUAGAGAAACUAUAGUUUUAACGUCAGAUCAUAACAAUCACCAUGGUGUUGUUAUAAUUUCCACCCCAAAUAAACAUUGCACCCUUAGAGUACGUGCUAUGCCAUUGCCUCCCAAUGUCACUACAUUUUUAAAUCAACAUUCCAAUACACUUAAAUCCUUUUUAAAUGAGCGUCAGCAGCACAAUAAAAUAGAAAAUCAUGAAGAUGAUGAGGAUACAAUAAAAGACCUGAGUGGUAAAAAGUCUGAUCACAUUUUAGAUAUCGAGGAAUUUUUUUCACUUUUAGAAGCUGAAUUUAAUAAAACAGAUAAAGAAAUUUGGAAAAAUGUUAUAGACCGUAUUUGGGCAUUUGGUCCUAAACGUAUUGGACCAAAUAUUUUAAUAAAUCAUAUUCCAAAUUAUACAAGAUCAUGGCGGCAAAAUUUAAAGGAAUCUAAAAUUCCUGGCUCAACCUCAUCAACUUCAUCUGAAGCUACUAAGGAACAUAAUUUGCAAGAACUUACUCUUCAAAAUUUUGAUGAAAGUAUUAAUACAGGGUUUCAAUUAGCAACAAAAGCUGGGCCACUUUGUUCAGAGCCAUUAAUGGGUGUAGCAUAUUUUUUGGAAGAUUUUAAAGUGGAAAUAGAUGGCGAUAAUGUCGACAUUUCAGAGUUACGCCAAAAAUUAAGCGGUCAAAUUAUAACAACAAUGAGAGAUGUUUGUCGACAAAGUUUCUUGGAAUGGUCGCCAAGAUUAAUGUUGGCUAUGUACUCUUGUGAUAUUCAAGUAACUACUGAGGCACUUGGUCGUGUAUAUGCAGUAAUAUCACGACGUCGGGGGCAUAUUAUUUCUGAGGAACUUAAGGAAGGAACUCCUUUUUUCCAAAUUCGUGCUCUUUUACCUGUAGUAGAGAGUUUUGGACUUGCUGAUGAGAUAAGAAAAAGAACUUCAGGUGCAGCUAUUCCACAAUUAAUCUUUAGUGGGUUUGAGAUGUUAAAUGAAGAUCCAUUUUGGGUUCCAACUACAGAAGAAGAACUUGAGGACUUGGGAGAAAAAUCAGAUCGAGAAAAUUUAGCUAAAAAAUAUAUGGAGGGUGUAAGGAAACGCAAGGGUAUGUCAACUGAUAAAAAAAUUGUAGAGCAUGCGGAAAAACAAAGAACACUUAAAAAGAAAUAA